Messenger RNA from Triticum aestivum (bread wheat), 1729 nucleotides. Its product is annotated as FBD-associated F-box protein At2g26860. The transcript has 3 exons. The record is from RefSeq and is a predicted model, not a curated record. Bases 53 to 1186 code for a protein of 377 amino acids. Gene Ontology annotation, molecular function: protein binding. Lineage: Eukaryota; Viridiplantae; Streptophyta; Magnoliopsida; Poales; Poaceae.
GAAACCCUAGCCGGGCUCCUCGUGCUCUGCUAUCCUCCCGCCGCCGGUGACCAUGGACGCGGAGCAGCUCCUGCCGUACAUCUACUCCUGCCUCCCCGAGCCGCCAGUCUCCCACACCGCCCGCCUCGCCGCCCGCCGUACCGCCCCCUACCACGGCGUCGACCGCAUCAGCGGCCUCUCCGACGCGCUCCUCCACGACAUCGUCUCCCGCCUCUCCUUCAAGGAAGCCGCGCGCACCGCCGUGCUCGCGACGCGCUGGCGCCGGGUCUGGCUCUCCGCGCCGCUCGUCCUCGUCGAUACCCACCUCCUGGAACACUGGCCCCCGACCCGCGCCGACGCGCCGGCCGUCUCCGCCGCUGUGUCGCGCGCCCUGGCGGCGCAUCCCGGGCCCUUCCGCUGCGUCCACCUCCUCUGCACCCCCAUGGACGCGUGCCACGCCAAGCUCAAGCGCUGGCUCCGUCUCAUGGCCGCCAAGGGCGUCCAGGAGCUCGUCCUCGUCAACCGCCCCUGCCCGCGCGAGGUGAAUCUCCCUGGCACGCUCUUCCGCAUCGCCACCCUCACCCGCCUCUACGUCGGCCUCUGGAAGUUCCCUGAUGUGGCCUGCCUCGGCGACGCCUCCUUCCCCAACCUCCGCGAGCUCGGCAUCUUCAGCGUCGUCAUGGAGGACGGGGAUGUCGAAGCCAUCGUCGCCAGGAGCCCCGUUCUGGAGACCCUCAACAUUCAAGGGAGCAUGAAGGGGCUGGGCCUCCGCCUCGUCAGCCAGAGCCUCCGGUGCGUGCAGAUCUGCGAUUCCGUGAUGGAGAUCGUCGUCGUGGUGGAUACCCCGCGCCUCAAGCGGCUCAUCCUGUACAAGGUUCGGGGAUCUCUAAACUCUGCCAGUGGCUUGCGCACGGCGAUCAACAUUGGCAAUGCCCCCAACCUGAAACGAUUCGGGUACCUGGAGCCAGGAAAGUACGCCCUUGAGGCCGGCGGCACCAUCAUCAUGCCAAGCGCAAACACUAUGUUCACAAGCGUGACUACGCUCAGCCUGAAUGUGCGUUUUGGAGUCCAUGAUGAUGCCAAGAUGUUGGCCACUUUCCUGAAGUGCUUUCCUAAUGUGUCGAGUCUGCAUAUCAGGUGUGAAAGAUGUGAUGAACCCACUGGGAAGCUCGAACUUAAGUUGUGGGAUGAGGUUGGCCCUAUUUGAGCAUUAUGUUGCGCAUCGAGAUUAUGACUAUCCGUGAAUUCAGAGGGGAGGAAGGCGAGAUGGCCUUUCUCAAGUACUUCCUGCAGAACGCAAGGGUGCUGACUGCUGAGGCAUGCGGUGUUCAUCUUCCCCAAUCCUGAUUUAUCUUCAAUUUCAAGGGCGAAAGGGCGGUCCAUAGCGGGGAAUCUGACUAAUCUGAGAUGGGGCAGUACUAAAGGCUGCGGAAUCAUCCAAGCGUAAUGUCCGUUGGAGUGGAGUGGUCAGUGUUCUUUUGCAACAUCGUACUACAAGCGAUCGUUUUGGGCAGUGUUCUUGGUUCUAGCAUGAUUAGCUUGAAGUGUUGAGGUCAGUGGUGCUACUGUUCAUGGACCAUUCCUAUGCAUGUCAGCAUGUCUUCUGUUUAAGUAGAUAAUGCUGCUUUAGCUUCUGCUGGGCUUAUCUUGGUAGUGAUGGCUGCCUGAGAAAACCAGAUUGUAAAACUGGAUGUUAUUUGGCUUCUCUUUGGCUUAAGUAGUGUAGUGGGGAUGGUUUGAUAGAACUUAA